Molecule: messenger RNA, 1263 nt
Organism: Aspergillus clavatus NRRL 1
Lineage: Eukaryota; Fungi; Ascomycota; Eurotiomycetes; Eurotiales; Aspergillaceae
Product: L-lactate dehydrogenase
Exons: 3
Coding region: 1-1263 (420 amino acids)
Molecular function (GO): FMN binding; oxidoreductase activity
Source: RefSeq, a predicted model, not a curated record
AUGAGUGACCCCAGUAACCCCAAUAUCGAGAAAAGAUCAACGCCCCAAUGGGCUCUCUAUCAGCGGGAGAACUUCCUGAAAGCGAACGAGGGCCAGACUCCUCCGUUCGACACUGAUCCCAGGAAACUUGAAGAGCUUGCCCGAGAGAAGCUCAGCCAAGGAGGCUGGUAUUACGCCUCGUCCAAUGCAGGCAUGUCCAAUACCCAUCUAGCAAACCGACAAGCCUUUUACCGCCACCGGAUCGUACCUCGGCAGCUUGUCGACACCAACCUGCGAGACACCACGACCGAGAUCUUCGGCCACAAAGUCUCAGCACCCAUCGGCUUCGCGCCCAUCGGCAUCAACAAGAUCUACAACCCGGCCGCGGAGAUCCCCGUCGCCAAAGUCGCGCACGAGCUCAAUCUCCCCUACUGCCUGUCCACAGCGGGGAGCACCUCGAUCGAACAAGUCGGCGCCGCAAACGGGACCGGCCCCCGCUUCUUCCAACUCUACCUCCCGCACGACGACGAGCUAACCCUCUCGCUGCUCACGCGCGCCUGGACCUCGGGCUUCGACGCCCUCAUCCUCACCACGGACACCUGGCAGCUGGGCUGGCGGCACGACGACGUCGCCAACUCCAACUACGCGUUCUACCGCGGCGUCGGCGCGGACCUGGGGCUCUCGGACCCGGUGUUCCGGCGGCGCUGCGCGGAAGCCGGCAUCGACGUCGAGAAAGACCCCGUCGCCGCGUCCGUUAAGUGGAUCGACUCCAUCUGGCACGGGCGCGCCUGGUCGUGGGAGACCAUCCCCUGGCUCAUCGAGAAGUGGAAGGCCCUCUCCGGUGGCCGUCCGUUCGUCAUCAAGGGGAUCCAGUCCGUCGCGGAUGCGCGCAAAUGCGUCGAGUACGGCGUCGACGGUAUCGUGGUGAGUAACCAUGCCGGGCGCCAGGUCGACGGCGCGAUUGCCAGUCUCGAUGCGCUGGAGAGCAUCGUCGACGCCGUCGGCGACCAGAUCUACGUCAUGUUUGACUCCGGGGUCCGGGGUGCGAGUGAUGUCGUGAAAGCGCUGGCCUUGGGCGCGGAAUUCGUGUUUGUUGGCCGCCUCUGGGUUUGGGGGCUUAGUAUCAUGGGCGAGGAGGGCGUGCGCCACGUCAUGAAGUCUCUUCUGGCGGAUUUUGAUAUCCUUAUGGCCGUUGGAGGGUUCACAAGCGUCAAGGAUUUCGACCGGACCAUGUUAGGUAUGUCCUUCUCCGGUAGCAGAAUCCAUCCAGAUACGGGUUUCUAA